AUGUCUGUUUCCGUUGCUUCUCGUACUCCAAAGCGCUCCGUAGGGCAUCUACGUGGCGAAAAGCCAACUGGUCUGCAUAUGAACCGUAAAAAGCUUUAUAGCGUGCGAGAUAUUUGCCUUGACAAUUACGACACUGAAUACAUGUACCUGCGAGAGAACCGACUCACUAAAUUUGAUGCGGAGGUCAAGAUGGAAUACCUUCGCAUCCUGGAUUUAUCUAUCAACAACAUUGGUGGCACAGUCGAUUUUCUUGAUAAAACUCCGCGUUUGCAUCACUUGUAUAUGACUGGGAAUAUGAUUGAAUCUCUGGUUGGCAUAUCUAACUUUCCAGCACUCGAAACUCUUUGUCUAAGUGAUAAUGCUAUCAGCAGUUUUGAGGGCCUCGAGAAUCUGCCUUCUCUCCGUGUGCUGUCACUGAACUUCGAUACUAUCUCCACGUUUAAGCAUUAUCCCAUUCUGCCCAAUCUGCACACCCUUAACCUUGUCGGUAAUCCAAUUACCGAGGUUCCCUCAUACCGUAGCAUGGCCAUAGCCAUCAACUCUCGCAAUCUGGUUUCGAUUGAUGGAAACCCUAUUCAGGAGGGUGAACGAGCAGCAGUUGAGCAUUACCGAGGGAAGAUCGCUACUUGUAUCCGAGAGGGCUUUGUAGUGGAGGGCGAAAACGUCGAAGAGGCUUCGGGGGCAUUUUUCCUGAAGUCUCAACUUCAGAGGCAAAAGGCCGAGUAUCUCCAGCUCUGUUCCAUUAACCUUUCCUCUACUAAGGAUGGCGGCGCUAUCUUGAUGGAAGGGUUCCCGGUAGCACUAUCCAUUUGCAUGCAGGACGUUCGCCCGUACGAGGAUCGAAUUUCGAAGGUGUUCCAUUCACCCUACUUAUACCCAGUCAUCUUUCAGGUAUCUGGGGAAGCAACUGAAGUUUUUGUGGUGGGUUCCAUGAAUAAUUGGACUGACCCUAUCAAACUUGAGCGCUGUGAGAACGAUAAAGAGGUCUUCUUCCACACAACUCUAUACUUGCCUGCAAACGACUACGAGUAUCGGUAUAUAGUUGAUGGCGUUGAGAAAGUUUCCGAUAUAAACCGUAUUACUUCCAAGUACAAUCAAGGGUUUUGCAACCUGUAUAAGGUUACUCAACAAACACAAAAUAAAGAAUCACAUGACACCAUUUUGCACAUUCGUUGGAUGCGCAGCCACGGCGACGGCGUUUUCGAGAUUGUUGAAAAUGAAAAUUCGCUUCUAUACAUGCCAACGUUUGACGACAUCAAUGCCUACUUGCGUGUGGAAGUGCUUGGAUAUGUGGAUGGUGAAUUCUCUUUCAUGUACUUUGAUCAUUCUUCUCCUAUGGUUAAUUCUCCACCAUACUGUUCAAAAUUACAGAUCAAGGGGAGUCCUGUGGAGGGGUCCGUACUUACUGUGGAUGCAGAGUACAGUGGUGGCAUCGAAGGACACUCUACUAUCAGUUGGUUUCUCAUACCUAUCGACGGCAACGAGAUUCCCAUCGAUUCGCAGGAUCUAUGGGAAGGGUAUAAACUCACUCAUAAAGAUAUUGGGUGUUGCAUCCGUGUGGAAUUCACUCCUGUGCGUAACGAUUGGGUAGCUGGCGAUCCCAAGUCAGUCAUUGUGGGGCCAAUUGUCCCUGGCGUACCUGAAUGCGAGUCUAUCAAGAUUAUUGGCAACUUAUAUGAAGGAAGCCAGUUGGAGGUAGAAGUCUUGUACACUGGAGGUGAGCAGGGUGAUAGUGUAUAUCAAUGGCUACGAAAGGUGGAUGCUGACAAUGAGGCGUACAUACCCAUUGAAGGAGAAAAUGGAACCAAAUACAUGCUCACCGCAGAAGAUGUUGAUAAGUGCUUGGCAGUGGAGUACACACCCGUGAAUAGCGAAGGUAAGAGUGGAGAAACAUGCCGCUGCGUUCUCGAAGAUCCUAUAAAACCUGCCCAGCCCAUGGUUAAAAAUUUGCUUAUUUCUGGGGAGCCAUGUGAAGGCCACACGCUUGCACUUGAGUAUGAAUAUUCAGGUGGAACAUUUGGUGAGCAUAUAAUACAAUGGUAUCGCUGCUACCCUGAUACGGAUGAUCAUGUACAGAUUGGUUCACCUAACAGUGUUUAUUUGAACUUGACUAAGAAGGAAAUCGGAUGUUUUAUAGAAGUGACCAUGAUACCAGUUCGCUUCGAUGGCGAGCGCGGACAACAAGUCAGUGCCAAAACGGACGAUCUCAUCAUCGCCGCGAAGCCUGAAGUAAAAUCCAUGAAUAUUCUUGGUGAUCCAAUUCCAGGUAAUGAGCUUUACGUCCAGAUCGAUUGCUCUGGCUGUGAGGUUGAUGAAUCAGCCAUCGAAUGGGAAAUAGAGGAUCCUGAAACGCACGACCUCAGGCCUGCUGCCCGUGGUGUCAGCCGAUACAUUGUAUCUGAGCAUGACGUCGAUAAAACACUCAGGGUUAUAUACACACCCGUUACAGGAGAUGGUAUUAAAGGUGAUACUCAGUGGCUUUCAAUUCAAGUUCUGAAUGAAUAG
Phytomonas sp. Hart1 is the source of this 2505-nucleotide messenger RNA. NCBI's taxonomy places the organism in Eukaryota, Euglenozoa, Kinetoplastea, Trypanosomatida, Trypanosomatidae. The record is from the annotation of a GenBank genome assembly.